AUGGCUGCGAUACAUCGUUCCUACAUCAUCGUGCUUGCAACCAUGGCAUUCAAGUCUGAGCAAGCAGAUAUCUCAUACCCCAAAGACCAGACCAUCUGGCAUUGGCUGUUUGAGUCUCGCCAGGCGUACAAGCCAAGCACCGCUUCCGCUUCCGCGGCGCCCGGAUUUACAGAUGUCAACACCAAACGGCACCUGAGCUUUGCCAAGAUAAAGUGCUAUUCGACUCACCUCUCUUCCGCCUUGGUCAAGUCGCACGGAUUGAAGGAAGGGGAUGUCACAAUCAUCUUCAGCAAAAAUUCCAUCUACUUUCCCAUUGCUGCACUCGCGUCGGUGCGCGCUGGGGGCAUUGCGUGCGGCGCCUCCCCCGACUACAAUGCCGAUGAGCUGUCGCAUACCCUUCGACUGAGCAAAGCCAAGUUUCUCUUCGUGGGGCCCGAGGUUAUGGAAACCGCUCUGUCUGCAGCUGCAGCUUCUGGACUGUCCAAGGACAAUAUUUUUCUGAUUGAUGGCCAAGAAGGCGAUGUACGCAGCAUCGACGAAUUGAUUGUACAGGGGAGCAAAAUUGACGAUGCGGCCCAGGCGCCGCCAUGGGAACUGCCGCCUGGGAAAACGAACCACGACGUCUGUGCGUAUUAUGGCUUCAGUAGUGGUACUACUGGUCUGCCAAAAGCAGUAAUGAUAUCGCAUGCCAAUGUCAUCGCACAAUGCCUUCAGAUGCAGCCAAUUACGCCGCCCGACCACGACAAGAUCCUGGCUGCGCUACCGUUUUACCACAUCACCGGCCUCGUCCACCAAUUCCACCUGCCCAUUCUUCUGAAUGCCAACGUGUACGUUGUGCCCAAAUUUUCGCUUGAUCUUGCCCUUGCGUCGGUCGCGGAGUAUAAGAUAAAGGAAGUGCUAUUCGUUCCACCCAUCGUUAUUCGAAUUGUGCGCGAAACCGAACUCGUUGCCAAAUAUGACCUCUCUCAUGUUCGGCGCUUCUCUUCCGGUGCAGCGCCGCUCUCGCAGGAAAUAUUGACUGCACUCGAGAAAAUGUUUCCGGGAACAGGAUUCAAGCAGGGAUAUGGCAUGACGGAGUCGUGCUCAGUUAUUACCUCUCAUCCUCCGUCAAAGUACGAUUACAAGUACGCUUUCAAGGUUGGCCAGCUUGUGGGCUCGACCGAGCUGCGCAUCGUGGACCCAGACACUGGCAAAGACUGCGGCAUAGACACACCGGGCGAGCUGUGGGCGAGAGGCCCGCAAGUCACUAUGGGCUAUCUAGACAACCCCAAAGCAACGGCCGAGACAUUUGAUGCAGAUGGAUAUUUGCACACUGGUGAUAUCGGAACUAUCGAUGCCGAGGGCUUUAUUUCCAUCACCGACCGAAUCAAGGACAUGGUCAAGGUCAAGGGUAUUGGCGUCGCACCGGCAGAGCUUGAAGACCUCCUUCUUGGCCAUUCUUCUGUGAAAGAUGCCGCUGUCUGCGGCAUUGCCGACGACCGCGCUGGUGAACGUCCUAAAGCUUAUGUGGUGCUGCAGGACAAUGCUCCGCCAGCUGAGGAAGCCGGCAAAGCACUGUUGGAGUUUGUCAGGUCCCAAAAAGCCAGGCACAAAUGGAUUGUCGAGAUUGAGGUGGUAAGUAAUGUUCCAAAGAGUGCGGCAGGCAAAAUUCUGCGUAGGAAACUUCGGGACAGAUCGGCAGUCGACUCGAUUGCUGUUGUGCGCGAGGACAUGCCACGAGCCAAGCUCUAG
Molecule: messenger RNA, 1731 nt
Organism: Akanthomyces muscarius
Lineage: Eukaryota; Fungi; Ascomycota; Sordariomycetes; Hypocreales; Cordycipitaceae
Exons: 2
Coding region: 1-1731 (576 amino acids)
Biological process (GO): secondary metabolic process
Molecular function (GO): CoA-ligase activity
Source: RefSeq, a predicted model, not a curated record